Molecule: messenger RNA, 949 nt
Organism: Pararge aegeria (speckled wood butterfly)
Lineage: Eukaryota; Metazoa; Arthropoda; Insecta; Lepidoptera; Nymphalidae
Gene: Fa
Product: FMRFamide-related peptides-like
Exons: 3
Coding region: 41-601 (186 amino acids)
Source: RefSeq, a predicted model, not a curated record
CUUUGAUCGUUGAGGACCGCGCUCGUGUUACACGGAAGAAAUGAGGAACAACAGAAGCAUGAUAGCAGUGGUCAUCCUCUGCGUGAUAGUAGGCGUGGUGCCCAACCCAGUCCGGCGUUCUCCAGACUUGGAAGCAAGACGUAGAAGUUCCAUCGAUAGAAGCAUGAUAAGGUUCGGAAGAUCCUACCCACCAGAGCCCUCAGCUGCCGAUCUUCGAGAGGCCUUCCAGCGCCCAACACGUAAGGGCAACAAUUUCCUACGCUUCGGCAGAUCUCAGCCGAUAACUUUAACGACUGAUGACCUCAUAUCCCUACUCCGAAGCUACGAAGAUGAAUACGACAGUCCCACUUCAAAACGCGUAUCGAAUUUCGUGCGAUUGGGAAGGGACCCUAAAUUCAUCAGGCUUGGCAGGUCAACUGAUGAAGAAAAACUCGGAUACGAACAGACCUCGGAUCUAGUUGUAAGCGGAUAUCCUGAGAGGAAACAUAGGGCGAGAGACCACUUCAUAAGACUCGGCAGAGACAGCGAGGAGCUCAACAGAGAUGAUGAAGAGGUUCCAGAGGAGAGGAAGAAAAGGUCAACUGAUUGUCACGACUGCUAAGCUUAAGCUGAUUGAUUCCCGAUGUUCACAUGGUUUCAGUGCCAAGGAUUUUGUGCCAUAUUUAUAAUAGAAAACAAGGUUAGUUUAGUUACUAUAGCGUAUUCAUGUAUUGAUCUUUUCUCUUAUUAUCUGGAACUAUUCUGUAUUUCUGUCGUUGGUUGGAGAAUACGUGAGUUAUGUGUUUGCGUGUUUUACUUUGUUUUUCUGGUGGACUAGCUUUAAUUAGUAAAAUAUUGCUCUGAGUUUUGAGCCGAAAUUGCUAAAGGCCACUUACGGAAUUAAAAAUAUGCAAACUGAUUGUAUUCACUACAAUGUAAAGCGUUUUUAAUUUUUCGCGUCGGGCUGUGU